AUGAAGGGUCAGCCCGUGGUGCUGAAGGUUGCAGCCGGCAAGCACGGCGAUUUUCAGAUUAGUACCAAGGUCGUGAACAUCCUCAGGUUCACCGCGUCCUCACACCCGGAUGCGGGCUUGGCGCCCUUCGACGCUCUGGUGGUGAAGCCCGGCAUGUCGACGCUGAUGGCUGGUCCAGAGUCGAUGAUGGAGGCCGAGGUGACGGUGUCUCACGGUCUGCGGGAUGCCCGCAAGUGGUUGGUUUCCAAUGGCAAGCUGAUCAUCACCGGCCCAAUUUUUGAAAUCUCCUGCGUCAGGGCAGCGGAGUGA
This is a messenger RNA of Symbiodinium natans, 309 nucleotides long. The record is from the annotation of a GenBank genome assembly. NCBI's taxonomy places the organism in Eukaryota, Dinophyceae, Suessiales, Symbiodiniaceae.